This is a messenger RNA of Oldenlandia corymbosa var. corymbosa, 2467 nucleotides long. Lineage: Eukaryota; Viridiplantae; Streptophyta; Magnoliopsida; Gentianales; Rubiaceae. The record is from the annotation of a GenBank genome assembly.
AUGGAUCAUUUAGAUCAAAGAAGAGGUGAUGCAGAGAUUGAUUUAGAGAGUGGUAGCAAUACUAGUGAGGAGGAUGGAGGAGGCAAACAUCAGAAAUUGGAUUGUGGAAAUUCAAAGGAAGGAUUGCAUAGGGCAUUGAGUGCGUUUCUGAGACAAGGAUCACAUGAUGCAUUAGCAAAGAGUGAACAGGACUUUUGUUCCGAUGAUAAAGUGUCGAAUUCCGAUGACAUCUUUGUCAACAAUUGGGAGAAAAUAGCUGGGAAUUUUGGGGAAGAGGUUGAAAGUUUUGCUGCUAAGAAAACAGUUCAAGAAAAGUCAAAAGCGCCAAAAUCCAAAUGGCCUCCAAAACCUCCUCGGCCUCCUGGGGGCCCCAUGUUGCAUCCUGCUGAUAUGAAGUUGGUCAAAGAAAUAUCUGAGCUUGCUAUUUUAAAGCGUAAAAGGACUGAGCGGCGCAAGGCACUGGAUAAAAUGAGAAAGGAGAAAACAUCAUCGAAGACCAGUAAUGUGAUAGCAAUGAAGUGCCAGCUGCUAUUUGCAGUGUUCUAGUUUUUGAACGCUAUUACAUGUCAAAGGAGGUGCAAAGUAAAAAGAAUUUUCUAAACUCGUUCAUGCUUGUUACCAGUUGAGUUUUAUUUCUUCUGCCAUAUUGUUUUUAACUAUAUUUGUGAGUCCGGGUUUUUUUUUCAUCCUCUCACAUUUUACUUUACUACUGAGGUUGUAAGUUUCGACUUGUGCUCAGCUUCCUCAUCUAGCAUCUGCUUUCAUAACUAAUUAUGUUAUACAUUAAUGUGAUUGAGACCUUUUAGUAACUAAUCCAAACCAUUUGACCUUUCCCUCUCUUUGUUCAGCUGCAAGCUGAUUUAGUCUCAGAUUUCAGGAUUAUGGAAUUAUUUGAACUUAUAGUUCUUUAUCCCUUUGAUUUGAAGAAUGAACUAAGCGAUCAUAGUAAUUAUGUAUCCUGGACUCCUUUUUGAAUGUUUAAUAGGCUUUGUUUUCUGAAGAUGUCAAGAAUAUAGGAAGUGAAUGCUUUGAGAAACUAUCUGCAUCUACAUCAGUAAUUAUGAAUAUCUCUGUUUCUGAUUUCAAACACAUAUUUUUUCAAACACUGAGUUCUUUAGCCACAUCAUAAGGCUUUUUGUAUUUGCCAAUUGAGUUUGUCACUCCUAGCGUAUUGAUUUUUAGCUGAAGUGGAUGUUUCUUGUUGAGGUGACCAAGAUAAGGAUUUAAUCAUUUGAUGUUUGAUUUUGGUGAAUUCGGACAAACAAAGUAUAGAAUGAAAUCAGUUUGCUCUGCCCCUCCCCUUAUACUAUAUUGAUGAACCACUAGAAGUCUAGAAAACUAAAUUGAUGAUGAAGGAUGGUUUUUUUGGUUUAUGCAUAUCUCAUUAUUGUAGAGGGUCAUUUAUGUCUGCCUUUCUGAAAUACGUUUGCAAGUGCAGUGACGUUUCUGGACAACAAAUUCUGACAUUAAUGUCUAAAUGAUGAGUUAGUCCACCAAAAAUGAAAAUUAUGUACAGUCAGGGAACUAGUCUAACUCCGAUAGGAGCAAUAAGGAAUGAGGAAUGGUUGCAAAUGUGUCAAUCCUUUCUAAUGAAACGGUCCAAAUCAUCACGUUUUAUGUGGCAGUUAUUUGAUCAUUUUCCUUGAAAAAGGGCAUGGAGGUUUUAUGCUGUUGCUUGGGACUUCUUUUAUUUUCCAUUCCAUUUUUUAUCUGUAAAUUCAAAACCUUUGUUCCUUUUAUUCAUUCUUAGAGCCGUAUAUUCCAAGAUAAUGGAUCCAUGAAGUAUAGAGAAACAUUUUCUGGUAGAGGUGAAUGUGUGAAUCUUAUAUGAACUUGUCAGGUUGAUAUAUCAAAUUUCUGGAUUUCGAUUUCCAAUUAUAGUGUCUUAAUGUACUUCGUGGUCUCUUUGAAUUUGUAUUUCUACCAUGCUUCUCAUGUUAUGCAAAGCGGCACAAUGCAGUUCCUCAUGCUCAAAAAUCAACUUUCAGGUCUUCUUGGAUCACGAGUGUGACAGUGUGUUAUCACGCCGGCAUUCCAAGUAUACAUCUAUUCACCUCUCUGACUUUUUCUUGUGAAUGCAGUAUAUACAUUGUUUCUUACCUGUUAUUUCUGUUAAUAGAAUACAUUAUUCUUCAGAACAAGUAGUGCCACAUCAUUCUCUAUCACCGCAACUUUAAAGUUAAUUAAGCUGUUCAUGAUGCAGUGAUAUUUUGGGACCUCUAAUUGCAGCAUCCUUAAUACAAGUUUGAAAGCCUACACUGCUAUACUCCAUUUAAAUUUCAUCCACAAUAUGAACAAUAAUAGAUAUUUGUAUAGAUUCAUACAGAGUUUAGACUUGAGUCUUCCUUUAAUAUCCUGCUUUACUGAAUUUUGGCUUCUCAUAUUGCUAGGUAUAGGAAGAACGGCAGUGAAAUGAUUACAACUGCAGCUUUUUGUAUAGUAGAAGAUGACAAAAAUGCUACUUUCC